This is a messenger RNA of Letharia lupina, 3963 nucleotides long. RefSeq lists its product as uncharacterized. Gene Ontology annotation, molecular function: protein binding; RNA binding. Lineage: Eukaryota; Fungi; Ascomycota; Lecanoromycetes; Lecanorales; Parmeliaceae. Gene Ontology annotation, biological process: RNA processing. Gene Ontology annotation, cellular component: ribonucleoprotein complex. The record is from RefSeq and is a predicted model, not a curated record. The transcript is spliced from 4 exons. The coding region runs from base 1 to 3963 and encodes 1320 amino acids.
AUGGACAUCAAUCUCCUGCUUUCUCCCCAAGAAACUCCUCGCGCGAAUCCCGCCCCAUCUGUCAAACCUGCCUCCGCGAAGAAACCACGAAAGCCACGCACAUCCAAAGUGAAUCAACCUUCACCUCUUGUCCACACCACUCUUCCUCCCCCUACCCUACCGCAGAACGCUGUGGUGCAAGCGCAAAAUGCUGCCCCGAACUCAUCCGCCAUGGGGCCUGCUGCCUUAGGAGUGCGGAUGAGUGCUAGUAGCACAUCCCCCAGUGAUGGCGUCCGGACAAGCAGGCAGCCUUCAACACCCGGUAUGGAUACAUUAGCGGACCUGGCUUCGAUGCAACAUCAUCAGCAAACAGCACGGGCAAAUGCUGGCGGCCUGCGGAGUGCUGAGAUCUACGAUCAUUCGACUUCGUCAGCAGCAAUCCUCCCAGCUCUACAGGCAAUGUCAAGACCAACAGUCUCGAGUCAGCUAAGAGGAGGGUCUUAUGACAUGGCAAUGACAGAGGGGCCAGCGGAGACCGCUUCGCCGCGAAGGUACUCAACGAAAGCUCUCUCGGAAACCGAUCUCCAGACCGUCACACAGCUGGUCGAGUACCUCGCUGCCAACCCAUUUUCUUAUGAUUCUCACUUUCAACUCAUUAAGAUUUUGCAUCAAGGCCUAUCCAACCAUUCUCAUGUCCAUUCACCCGCAUCCUACGACCUACUGCAAGAUCUACAAAGCGCAAGAGAAACCAUGAGCUCCAGAUUUGCCUUGGGAGAGGACCUCUGGGCGGACUGGAUACAAGACCAAACACUGCUCGCGAGCUCACUCGAGGAUAGGAUUUCGGUCAUGGAAAUAUGCGCAAAAGCUGUGGAAGAAGAGUCUGGCAGCACGAAACUAUGGCUGGCAUAUGGUCAAUGGAUGUUGUCACUAUACAAACAAGCACAUCCCCACGACCAGAGGGUGUCUGGUAUUGGGACGAUCCCGGCACGGCACGGAUGGUCUGAGGAAGAUAGUAUGGUGGCAAGAGAGGUCUUCAGCUGGCCGCAAAUGAUGGACGUCUGGAAGUGUGCUGAACAAGAAACGAGGUGGCGGAUCAAUGACAGUCACCUCGUCUGGGACAUAUGGACGGAGUUGUUGAUGCUAGAGCUCGCGUCAUCUCCUCUGCAAGAGGCGAUCAACGAUACGCAGUAUCACUUCAUCAAUCGUCUUCAAACGCCUCACGCAACAUGGGAUCAAACUUUUCAAGCCUACUCGAACUUCGUCUCGAGGUACGAUAAUGCACAAUACGAAGUCACGAUGGUAACAGCGAAUAGGCUGGGAUUAAAUGCCAAACAAACGUACAGUUUGCGCGAGAUUAGGGAAUUCGAAAUCAUGCGCGCGGGUGACAAGAAUGACAGAGACGCCGAAUUGAAGGCAUAUAACGACUACGUCGACUGGGAGCUCUCCCAAAGUCGGAAGAAACACAGCUUCAAGUUCGAACUUGCGAAUGCUGUUUAUCAACGGGCUACCCUUCGGUUUCCUUCCAACUCCGUGUUAUGGGAGGGCUACGCUAUGUUCCUGGUCGAGGAAAACACAACUCAUCGUCGUCGAGAUAUAUCAGCUCUCCAAAUUCUCGACAAGGCAACCCGUCAUUGUCCUUGGUCAGGAAGUUUAUGGUCACAGUUUCUCUUGUCAGCAGAAAACAACAAUCUGCCGUUUCCCGAUAUCGGAGAUAUCAAGCACAAAGCCACAAGUACUGGUCUGCUUGAUGCUGGAGGGUUGGAGGAGGUACUCAAAGUCAGCACGGCAUGGUGCGGCUUCCUCAGACGGCGAGCUUUCCAUCAAGACUCUACAGACGAAGAUAUGGAUGUGGCAGAGGUCGGUAUUCGUUCUGCAAUUGAGGACAUGGACAACGUGGGCCGUACGAAGUAUGGCACUGAGUACCAAGGCGAUCCAGAAUACCGCUUAGAAAAGAUCUAUAUAAGAUAUUUGACUCAGAGUCGCAAUUGGGAAGGCGCCAGAGAGUCCUGGAAAAAGUUGAUUUUGAAGAGAGGCGAUAGCUACGAGUUCUGGCUUCGUUUCUAUCUAUGGGAGAUGAACACCUGGAGCAAGCUGGUUUACAUUGAGACCGAUCCCAACGGCGGUGGACGACCCUUCAAGCCCACCGAGGCCACGAAAGUACUGCAACAAGCAUUGAGGCGGCCAAACCUAGAUUGGCCGGAAAAGAUCAUUGAGAUUUUGCAACAUCAUUGUGAAGACAAUGAAGAUGCUGAGGAACUUCAGUCUUCAGUCGCACAAGUCUGGAAAGCUACAAGAGCUGUGCAGAAGAGGAGGGAGAAUGAGGCUUACGCGGCGUAUGAGAAGGCACAAGCCGAAGCGUUACAGCAACAGCAGGGGGAUCAGCAAGAUCCCGCAAGCUUUGAAGACGACAGCCAGAUUUCCAGCAAGCGGAAACGGGAGGACGCGGAUGAGACAGGGUUCAGCAAGAGGAGUCGACCAGAUGUCGCCGAGUCAACAGAAACGCAGUUAGAAGAGCAGCAUCUUGCGGCUCCUUCGAUACUCAAACGUGAUCGUGAAAAUGCCACCGUAGUGGUGAAGAAUCUACCUCCCGAGACGACUGAGACAAGGCUGCGACAGUACUUUAGAGAUUGCGGCACAAUAAACAGCCUGACGCUCAUGUCAGAGGCUGAUGGUCGAUCGGCAACAGCGUCCAUUGAAUUCGAUUCGAAAGAAGACGUUCUAACGGCCCAAACAAAAAAUAUGAAGACACUUGACGAUAGGGCAAUCGAAGUUCAAAUUGGCUCAGGAUCGACACUGUACGUUUGUAAUUUUCCUCCUGUUGCUGAUGAGACUUGGAUACGAGAGAAGUUCAAAAGGUAUGGAGAGAUUGUUGACAUACGCUUCCCAUCCCUCAAGUUCGACACGCACCGGCGCUUCUGCUAUGUUCAAUUCAAAUCAUCAAGCGAUACUAAAUCCGCCACUGAGCUUGACGGUGAGGACCUUGGAGACGACCUCAAACUUGUAGCCAAAUUAUCGGAUCCGGGGCAAAAGAAGCCGAGAGAGGGCGCCAUGUAUGAUGGACGAGAACUUUACCUGGUCAAUCUCGAUCGCAAUACAACCAGGGCAGACAUCAAACAAGCCUUCAAGAGAUACGGCCACAUUGAGAGCGUGAGGGUACUCACCAGAGUCGACGGCACUAGUAGAGGCAUAGCCUAUGUAGUCUUCCGAAGUAAAGAUGAGGCCGAAGCGGCCCUCGAAAUGAACCUCACAACGCUCGGAAAUCGCGUCUUGAACGUCUCGGUCUCUACCAACGACAAGUUGAAACGCAAGCAAAACCAAAUCAUCACCUCUACCUCGACAUCUCAACGCGGCACCACUUCCCCACCUCCACAUACGAAUGGCGACACCCACAGUGUCGCGUCGCCCGCCCUUCCCACCAACUUAGCUGGCCAGUCCAAAUUUUCCGAAAUCGAAUCCCGUACCCUCGCGCUCCUCAAUAUACCAGAUACAGUCAAUGACGCCCGAAUUCGAGCUCUCACAGAACCUUACGGGGAAUUGGUCAAGGUAUCCCUCAGACCGAAUCAUCAGGGAGCUAUUAUCGAGUACAAAAACGAAGCCUCGGUAGGCAAAGCGUCACUCGCCCUAGAAGGGCAUGAGAUAGCUCCCGAGAGGAAGAUACGCGUUGGAACAGUCAGUGAAAUGAAUCAGCAGAAAGCUGAAUAUCGCAGCGAUCGUAUAGCAGUCGGUGCAGCAGCAAAGACUAUCAAUGCACAGCUACAAGGGCCGGCACCAAUACGAAGGCCUGGUCAACCUGGGACAAGAAGGGGUGGGAAAGGCGGAUUGGGAAUCAAGAGGGGAGGAGUAGGCUUGAGCGGAUCAAGAGCCACGAAGGAUGGGGAGGACAAGGAUGCGGAGAUGAACGGAACGGUGGAAGGAGAGGAGAAGGGAAAUGCGAAGAGCAAUGCUGAUUUCAAGGCCAUGUUUCUCAAGAAGGACGGGGUGUAA